Spodoptera frugiperda (fall armyworm) is the source of this 935-nucleotide messenger RNA. RefSeq lists its product as uncharacterized. The transcript has 3 exons. NCBI's taxonomy places the organism in Eukaryota, Metazoa, Arthropoda, Insecta, Lepidoptera, Noctuidae. The record is from RefSeq and is a predicted model, not a curated record. The coding region runs from base 174 to 566 and encodes 130 amino acids.
UAUUAGUAAUGUUCUUUUGUUUAUAUAUAAAAUGUGCGGACUUCGCAUUCAUUAAUUAGUUCAUACUGAUUGAGUGAACACGGAAUUUUAAUAUUUAAUUUAAUUUAUUUUAUUUUAUAAAUUAUUGAACUUUGUGACAGUGAUAAGAAUAAGGAAGAUUAAAGAACUCCAAAAUGAAGACAUUCAUAGUAUUCGCCGUUGUUAUCGUCUGCUGCUUUGCCCAAAGAUCGCCGUACGCUGGGCGACUACCCAUUGGGUACCCUUACAUUGAACCCAGCACUGCCGCCCCCACCACUGCAGGAUUAGGCAACAGAUUUGGAGAUGACGUUGGCACAACAACAACCAUCAGACUGCCUCUCGAAGCUCUUGGAGAUGCUGAACUAGUCCGCCGGUUAAGCAAACUGCCAAUCGAACACCAGCCCUUCUGGCUUCUCAACUGGAGGGCUUUGGAAGAAAACAGGAAUCGCCCUCAGACUUACCCUCAAAGAGGCAACAGUUUCAUUGAAGAUAAAUUCAACGCUAACUCCCUACAGCUAAAUAGUCUCCAAGGCUUUGAAAAAAAUUAAGACUGGCCGUUAAUAAUUAGAAAAGAAACAAUUUGAUUUAAGUGUUUGAAUACAGAACGAGACUGAUGUUCCAAAACGUUAAGAAUUUUAAAUUUCGAAAAAAGAAUGUUGGAAUGAUUUUUAAAUUAGUCAUGUCACGUGACUCAUAACGGUAAUGGUUUUAAAAUCGCUGUCGCCAUUACUAUUUGGUGAUUAGGUUGAAGUUAAAAUUAUUUUGUAAUAGUCAAAAUGUGAUUAGUCACAAAAGUCUUAAUAGUAAAGACUGUUAAUUAGAUGUAAUUAAUUUAUGAAUGGAAUUCUGCCACUAUUAGAUGUAAUUUUAUUGUAACUCAAUGUUUUAGAACAGUAAAAGAUGCUAUUUAUAAUGUA